Parascedosporium putredinis is the source of this 1524-nucleotide messenger RNA. The record is from the annotation of a GenBank genome assembly. NCBI's taxonomy places the organism in Eukaryota, Fungi, Ascomycota, Sordariomycetes, Microascales, Microascaceae.
AUGUCUUCAAAGCUAAACAGAGCGGCUCUCGCUCUCUCCAGGCGAGGGGGCCCAGCGACAGUUAUCCACAGAUUUGCGUCCUCCGCCAAGGCCGACCACACGGUAGAUCUUAUCGUCGUAGGCUCCGGAUGCGCCGGUCUCACCGCCGCCCUCGUCGCCGCGAAGCAAGGUCUCCAGGUCCUCGUGGUAGAAAAGAGCAACUUCUUUGGCGGCACGACGGCCUACUCGGGCGGAGGCGCCUGGAUCCCCACGAACAAGCACCAGCCCGCCGUGGGCGUGGUGGACGACUCGCGCGCCAAAGCCGAGACGUACCUCAAGAGCGUGCUCGGCGCCGAUUUGUACGACCCCCAGCUCGUCGACGCCUUCCUCUCGAGCGGACCGCGCAUGGUCGAGUGGAUGGAGGAGAACACGGCCGUGCGCUUCAAGCCCGUGCUCCUGCCCGACUACCACGAGAAGAAGCCGGGCGCGUCCGCGGCGAGGACGAUCCUGACCCGCGAGUUCGACGCGUCCGUCCUUGGGCGGCAGAGGUUGCGCGAUCUACGGUAUACCUUGCAGGGCUACCACGCCUUCGAGUCGAUGCAGGCCGAUCCCUCCGAGCUGGGGUUCCUGACGCAUCCCUUUUCGACGGUGGGGAAUUUCACCGCCACCACGCGCAAGUUCCUCCGUUAUGUAUGGGACCUCGUCCGCUACGGUAAGGGUUCCGUCACGGCCAACGGAAAUGCCUUGAUUGCGCGGAUGAUUUACAGUUGCACCCAAAACCCCCAGUCCAUCACCCUCUGGAAGAAUAGCCCGGCGGUCCGGACGAUUUUCGACGCCGACAAGGGCCAUGUUCUCGGCGCCGUCAUCAAGGGGAAGGUGCGGUGGGCAUCUACCGCCGCUGAACCCGGAGAAUGGAAUCUACGCACCCAUCUCCGUGCUGCACGGCCCCGACGGGCAAGUGCGACGGUACCCCACUUUGCCAUUGACAGGGCGAAGCCCGGGUCCAUCAUCGUGGGACCCGACGGGCGGCGAUUCGAAAACGAGUCGUUGCCGUACCAAGAAUUCAUCAAAAAGAUGCACGAUAUGUCGAUGAAGCGGUGCUUCUUCAUCGGCGACAAGACCUUUGUGCGCCGGUACGGCAUGGGCAUGGCGCUGGCCGGUCCCCUUCCCAUCCGCCACCUCGUCAAGAGGGGCUACAUUAUCAAGGCGAACACGAUCGAGGAGCUCGCGGCCAAGAUUGAGGUACCUCCCGAGGUUCUCAGGGAGUCGGUGGCCGCAGCAAAUGAGAGGGCGCGCACUGGUGUGGACAACGAGUACCACCGAGGUGAGACGGCCUACGACCAGUGCUACGGAGACGUGACCCGGGGUUUCAAGAACCCGAGCCUUGGGCCUUGCGAAACCGCGCCGUUUUAUGCCCUUCCAUUGCAUCCCGGUAAUGUGAGCACGAUGCACGGAGUUUCCGUCAACGAAAAUGCCCAGGUCCUGGAUGAGGCGGGAAGCCGGUUCAGGGACUGUAUGCCGUGGGACUCGAUCAGAAUUCGGUGA